GUCUAGUUAGGUUCAGGUGCUUAUUAAUCGGAUUUUCAAGGUGAUUUGGGAUUUUGUGUUUGACGAUUACUGUAGUCUUUGGUGGGGUGAUUUUUACGGGUCAAUUAUACGGUACUCUAUGUAACUAUUGCGAAUAGUAGCUUGCUCAAGUAUGACUGACUUUCCACUGCGCAGGAUAUAUUUUUAUUGUUCUGAAAGAAAGGGGAGUGAGCAAAGGGCCUAUAAAUAAUGGAAAGGCAUUAAUUGUCCUUGAAAUUCAAAUAAAGCAGCGAUUCCUAUAUGCCACAAUUUGUGAGCGUAGCACAGAACAUGCCAAGAGUCGCUCCUUAGAAAUAACCAGAUUAUAAAGAAUUUGAAAUUUGACCGUCAAAAUCAUUAUGUGGUCUCGCUGUUGGUAAUUAAUUUUUCAUAUGCUCGAAGCAAAUUUUGGCCUAAGAACACAUAUUGUUGUUGAUAAAGUGCUUUUUUCAAAGACUUUAGGAUGGUGUUUGCUUAAACUUUUCUUCCAUAAAGAUGUCAACGAUGACCUGCGUUACUCUUUUUAAAUGCAAAGACAACUGUUUUUACUGAGACAGAUGAAAUAAUAAUUGAAUUAAGUGCUGUACGGAAAAGAAAUCAAUUUCAAAAUAGUCAUGAAGAAAGGGUUCUAAUAUGCAGUGAAGAGUCUUGUCAACUAUUCUUGAACAAAACAACGGACACCAGUUAUUCGUAUACAGUAAUCUUGAACCGGACACCAACGAACAUCAGUUAUUUGUACACAGUAGAAGCUUAUAAGCGGUAGCCACGGUUUCGACACAAUGUUUUCGAAAUCCAAGUCAAUAGAACUUGGCGGUAUUCAACCAGAAUUCGACUCUAGAUACUACGACAGCCAGCCGAGGCGAAAGUCCCAUGCAGACAUCGAGAAACUAAAGCACAUUGCUGACCGCGGAGGGCAUGCGAGCAGGAGUCUACAAUCAUCGCUUCGUUCAGUAGCGUUCGAGAUUGGAGCAUCCUCCGAAGAAUUUUUAGAAUACAGGGACGUUGCCAAGUCAUACGGGGCUGUGUCAAAAUCUCUUAUAACUCAAGACACGUUAGAUAAGAUAAGAGACGUCGAACUCGAAGACGUCCUAAUGAAUGCACGUAAUAUUACUGAUCCGGAUCCUACCGCAAAUAUGUCCUUCUGCCCAAGGCCGGCAAGAGUUAUCGAAGGUUCUUUUAGACAUUCCGUUUCUGUCAAGGAAGUUGACUCCAAGACGGGGGCUUUCAGACAUCGAACAAUCGAAAUCCUUAGAAAACCAGAGGAUGAGCUUGGAUUUAGUGUGAGACGGGGUGAUGGUUGGGAAAAGGAUGAUGGAAUAUUUGUUUCCAGAAUUAAUCUGGGUAGUGUUUUUGACAAAUUCGAACUUAUGAGAGUUGGUGAUGAGAUCGUCAAGAUAAAUCGUAUUGAUAUGAAAAACAUGGACGUUGAAGACGUGGUUAGGCUGAUGCAUAUUCCAGAGAAACUUUCAAUUACUAUCAAAAUACUGACGCCUUUCUCAAAAAAGAGGAUUGCGAACAGCACUAUUGCAAACGGUACGAAAACGAGGCAAGCCGGUAAGUUUGAUUUCAUUGAUUCCAAGAAUACAAAUUCUUCCAUUUACAAAAUCGCCCAUAUGAAAAUUGGUAAAAGCGUCGAAAAUGCCAAGAAAAGCCAUGAAACACGUGAGAGCAAAAAGACGGACGCAGAAUCGAAAGAGCAAGCAAAAAAAGAAGAUUCUAAUAAGACAGCAACAGUACAACAGGAAGGUCACCAUACAGGACAGGCGCUUCGCAAAGACAGUUAUCGCCUAUUCGUGAAACCGCAUCGGAGGAGCGCGUAAACAAGUCUUCUAGUGCUCUGAAUGUUUCAGGGGCAAGACGAACAUCUGUGACUUGGCUAGAUCAAAGAAGUUUUAAUAGUGAUCCAGGAAGGUAGCCUUGUGAAGGUACAGUGAUGCAGCAUGCUUACUAGGACAUACUUACCAAGUGAUUUAACUCAAGAAGGAUAAGAUUACAAGAUAUCCUGGAGCUAGAAGUCAUCAUAUGGAUUCAAAUAGAAGUAUUCCUAUAGAAUUUUAAUGAUUCAUUCGUGACAUAAUUUACAUUGUGUCUGUGACCAGGAAUUGUUCUUCAUAGCUAUAUAUGGAAUCAUUUUAAAAUUUUAGCAUAAAAAAGGUCAAAUCUUGAAAUAUUGAGUGGUUUAUCUUUU
Molecule: messenger RNA, 2206 nt
Organism: Rhopilema esculentum
Lineage: Eukaryota; Metazoa; Cnidaria; Scyphozoa; Rhizostomeae; Rhizostomatidae
Source: RefSeq, a predicted model, not a curated record